AUGAGAUUUCUCGCCCUUGGCGUAUUGGUCGUCAGCGUAGUCAGCGCCAUCUCGACAGGUCGCAUUCCCCAAGGUGCCCAUAUUAUCCCAGUAGACGACCAGGCUUCCCUGAGUCGCAUUGGAGCCCACCGUCAAAAGUACCCCGACCGCCGGACGGUGACGAUUCGGGCAUCAAAGAACGACAAGGACGAUGUUGCCGCGGACUUCCUCUGGGGCAUCCAGCAGGCCAACCAUGGCGGACGUUUGCUGUUGCAAAAGGGUAAGACCUAUGUGAUUGGCAAGAAGCUAAACCUGAGCUUUUUGGACAAUAUUGAAGUUCAGCUGGAGGGAGAGCUCAAGUUUACCGACGAUAUCGAGUACUGGCAAGCGAACAACUUCUACUACGCAUUCCAAGACUCCAUCACCUUCUGGGUCUGGGGUGGCAAGGAUAUCAAAAUCUUCGGCCACGGUACCUUGAACGGUAAUGGCCAGGCAUGGUACAAUGGGUUUGCGGGGCAAGAGAUUCUGGACCCGGACAACACCUACUAUCGGCCCAUUCUGUUUUUGACCGACAACGCGACCCGAGUGAGUGUCGAAGGCAUCACGCAGCUGAACUCGCCAUGCUGGACGAAUUUCUUCGUGCGCACCAACGACGUCUCUUUUGACAAUGUGUUCAUCAAUGCCUACUCGACCAAUGCCUCGGCCCUGCCCAAGAAUACCGACGGAUUCGACUCGCUCAACGUGAAUGGUCUCCGAGUCACCAACACUCGCGUUGACAUUGGCGACGAUUGCUUCUCGCCCAAGCCCAACACCAGCAACAUCUUCGUGCAGAACCUGUGGUGCAACAACACACAUGGUGUGAGCAUGGGCAGCAUCGGCCAAUACUCCGGCGUGCAGGACAUCAUCGAGCACGCAUACAUCGAGAACGUGACCCUGCUGAACGGUCAGAACGGCGCACGACUCAAGGCCUGGGCCGGUCAAGACGUUGGCUACGGGCGCAUCAACAACAUUACAUACCGCAACAUCCACAUCGAGAACACGGACAAGCCCGUCGUGCUCGACCAGUGCUACUUUAACGUGAAUGCGACCGAGUGCGCGGCGUACCCGUCCGCGGUCAACGUCACCAACAUUGUGUUCGACAACAUCUAUGGCACCUCAUCCGGCAAGAAUGGCAAGGAAGUCGUGGAUCUGACAUGCUCGCCCAACGCGGUGUGCUCGGGCAUCCAUUUGUCGCGGAUUAAUAUAACCAGUCCCGCAGGCAGUCCGCCAGUGAUCAUCUGCGAUGGGAUUCAGGGGGAUAUUGGGGUGAACUGCACGAGUUCGACGUAA
Molecule: messenger RNA, 1308 nt
Organism: Penicillium canariense
Lineage: Eukaryota; Fungi; Ascomycota; Eurotiomycetes; Eurotiales; Aspergillaceae
Gene: pgxB
Exons: 5
Coding region: 1-1308 (435 amino acids)
Biological process (GO): carbohydrate metabolic process
Molecular function (GO): polygalacturonase activity
Source: RefSeq, a predicted model, not a curated record